Messenger RNA from Scleropages formosus (Asian bonytongue), 1173 nucleotides. RefSeq names its product mitochondrial ribosome recycling factor (gene mrrf). The transcript is spliced from 7 exons. The record is from RefSeq and is a predicted model, not a curated record. Bases 233 to 1027 code for a protein of 264 amino acids. Gene Ontology annotation, cellular component: mitochondrion. Gene Ontology annotation, molecular function: ribosomal large subunit binding. Lineage: Eukaryota; Metazoa; Chordata; Actinopteri; Osteoglossiformes; Osteoglossidae. Gene Ontology annotation, biological process: translation.
UAGUGGGCAUGUGGAACAGUUGGAAAAUCACACUACAGUAGAUGUAAAGUCAACUUUAUGAAUGUUCUUUUAUAUAAACGUAGGCAAUCCUAAACAAAUUAUGUGACAGAUGUAAACUGAUUUUUCUAUGUAUUAAAUUAAUUUGAUUUUCUCCUGCGAUUUACAUUCAUUCACCUGCUGUGUCGUCCGUUGCAUCUAGGAUCUACACAGAGUGCCACGGAGAGACCACGCAAUGGCCCUGAGUCGGCUGGGUGUUCUGCGUCCAGCCUUGUACCGCUCCCUGAUCACCGCGGGGAGGUUUUCCAUGCCUGAAUGUGCCAGUCUCCCCUCCGUCCUCAAGAAUGGCCACGCUCAGGACAUGCUGCACCCCAUCUCACCCCACACAUUCCCUCUCACCCGUCACUAUGCCAGCAAGAAGAGUAAAGCCAAAGGGAAAGGCCCGCAGGCCAAACUGAAGAUCAACGCUGAGCUGGUGGAGGACAUCAUCAACCUACAGGAGGUGAAAGAGGACAUGGAAGCGGUGCUCUCGAGCCUCAAGGAGGACUACAGCCGCAACCUGAAUAUCCGCACUUCCCCGGGAGCUCUGGACCACAUCAUGGUGAGCACCAAGAAUGGCAAGGUCCCCCUCAAGCAGCUGGGCCAGAUCUCCAUGAAGUCUCCACACCUCAUUGUGAUCAACAUGACUGGCUUUCCGGAGGUCACAGCAGCAGCGGUCCGCGCCCUGAGAGAGAGCAGCAUGAGGCUCAACCCGGAGGUGGACGGCUCCAUUGUGAGGGUGCCCAUUCCUGCGGUGACCCGUGAGCACAGGGAGAACCUGGCCAGACUUGCCAAGGAGUUCAGCCAUAAGGCCAAAGAGUCCCUGAGGAGGGUACGAUCUGAUGCCAUCAACCAACUGAAGAAGUCUAAAGACAGUGUUUCCGAAGACACGAUCCGCUUGAUAGAGCAACAGGUGCAGCAAAUGACGGACAGCUAUGCCACUGACAUAGAGCGACAGCUCGCUGCGAAAACCAAGGAGUUGCUGGGAUGAGAGUUCUCGUAGGGAUUGACCCUGUUCAGGAUACCUCCUUCUCAGCCGUUUCAAUGCGAUGAGAUGUUUUGCGUGGCUGGAGAUACGUGAACAUGUAACCUUUUGAAAAUAAACGAAUAAAAGAGAGGCCGACGCCCGUUGAUAAA